Drosophila serrata is the source of this 2343-nucleotide messenger RNA. RefSeq names its product organic cation transporter protein. The record is from RefSeq and is a predicted model, not a curated record. Gene Ontology annotation, biological process: transmembrane transport. Gene Ontology annotation, cellular component: membrane. Gene Ontology annotation, molecular function: transmembrane transporter activity. Lineage: Eukaryota; Metazoa; Arthropoda; Insecta; Diptera; Drosophilidae.
CGCGCGCGUGCGCCGCAAUCGAAUUCGAUCAAAGUACUUGAGUUUUGUGAUUUGAAAUUGGUUUUUUCUACGCCAUUCCGUCUCGUUUCGUUUCGUUUCAUUUCGUUGUGCUUCGGUCAAGUUCUGAAUCACUUAAGGUGACACACAUAAGGCAAGGUCGCGGAGUACUCCACAGUCAGUAGUCAAAAUGGAAGGCCAGGCCAAGCAAGCGUACUUCGUCAAUGAGGCAUACAACCACGAAGAGUCGCCGCCCCAGAGCGGUGGAACAAUAACUGGAAAUGGAAAUGGAAAUGGAGCUGGCGGAGAUGCCCUGCAUCGCCGGAAGAGCGGCGGGAAUAGGGAACUCCAGCUGGAUAUCAGUGGCUUUAAAAAGGGUCAGGAGAUGCAUGGAGGUGCAGAUCCACCGAAUCUCGACUUUGAUGACAUUCUCCCCUUGAUUGGGGAGUUUGGACGCUAUCAAAAGCUACUCUUCAUCUGCAUGAUCCCGUUCUCCUUCUUCGUGGCCUUUGUGUACUUCUCCCAGAUUUUCCUCACUUUGAUACCCGAGCAGCAUUGGUGUCAUGUCCCGGAAUUGGAUGGCUUGGAUGUGAUGGCCAGACUGGCCCUUUCCAUACCCAUGACCAAUGGGGAGUACAACAAUUGUUACAUGUACGAUGUCAAUUACACGGAGGUACUGGCCCAGGGCAAGGUGAUGGCCGAUCCAAAGUGGCCGCGGGUCAAGUGCCGCCACGGAUGGUCAUAUAACUUCACGGAGAUUCCCUACUCAACGGUGGCCACCGAACAGAAUUGGGUUUGCGACGAUGCCGCCCUGCCCACCUAUGCCCAGUCCAUAUUCUUUCUGGGCGCCAUCGCAGGAGGACUUCUCUUUGGCUGGGUGGCAGAUCGUUUUGGACGAAUUCCUGCCUUGAUUGGUACCAAUAUGAUGGGUCUAGUGGCUGGCGUGGGCACCGCUUUUGUGACCAACUUUUGGGAGUUUGCAGCCAUGCGUUUCUUUGUGGGAUUCGCCUUUGAUAACUGCUUCACCAUGAUGUAUAUUUUGGUUCUGGAGUAUGUGGGUCCCAAGUACCGCACCUUUGUGGCCAACAUGUCGAUAGCCAUAUUCUUCACCGGUGCCGCCUGUCUGCUACCCUGGAUAGCUUAUUUUGUGGCCGAUUGGAAAAUCCUGGCCAUUGUGACCUCUGCUCCCCUCUUCCUGGCCAUAUUUACACCAAUGAUUGUGCCGGAAUCGGCCCGUUGGUUAGUCUCCCAAGGCAAAGUGGACAAGGCCAUCGGGAUCCUCAAGAAGCUGGAGAAGCGAAAUGGACGCCAGGUGCCAACGCAGACGUAUCAAAACUUUGCCGACAGCUGCAAGAGGAUGCGGGAACAGGAGGCCCAGAAUGGCAGCUACUCGGUGCUGGAUCUCUUCAAGUCACCUCGCUUGCGUCGCACCACCUUGCUCCUGAUCGUGAUCUGGAUGGCCAUAUCGCUGGUCUUUGAUGGCCAUGUGAGGAACGUCGGGUCGCUCGGACUUGACAUCUUCUUUACCUUCACCCUGGCCUGUUUCACGGAACUUCCAGCAGACACUCUGCUGACGGUGAUCCUGGAUCGCUUUGGACGCCGUUGGCUGGCCUGCAGCUCCAUGGUGCUCAGCGGAGUCUUCAGUCUGCUGGCCACUGUGGUUCCUGUGGGCAUCUACUCGGCCGCCUUGGCCAUUAUGGGUCGGUUCUUUGUGAACAUCAGCUACAACAUCGGUUUGCAAUGGGCGGCGGAAGUGCUCCCAACGGUGGUUAGAGCCCAGGCAGUGGCCUUCAUCCACAUCAUGGGCUACGUGGCCAGCAUCAUAGCUCCGUUUGUGGUUUAUCUGGCCAAUAUUUCCAAUGCCUUGCCACUGAUUAUACUGGGAAUCCUGGGUAUUAUUGGUGGCCUGCUAUCGCUGCUGCUCCCCGAGACCCUGAAUCACGUCCUGCCACAGACCCUGACUGAUGGAGAGGAAUUUGGACGGGGCCAGAGCAUCUGGGACUUCCCCUGCUUGGCCAAACAGGUGGACGACGACGACGAGGACGAGGCGAAGAGGAACACCGAUGUGGAGGAGGUGCGCUCCCAAGCCUUUGUGAGGGGAACCCAGACCGGAGCCUCUCUGAAUGCCUCGACGGGUGGAGAGCUGAGAUCGAGCAUCCUGCGACGCUCGGUCAAGUCACGCAACUCCACAAAGCUUUAGAGGAUCGGCACUCAGCCGGCAAAUCACUAGGUAGCUAAUUCUUCUAGCAGCCAAAAUUAAACUGUAGCUCUGCCUUGCAUUUUUAGCAUCAACUAGCCUCUAAGCGUCUUUAAGGACUUUUGUGAUACUAGAACUAAGAAAUUGUA